AACAUCAUGUGUGGUGCCUAUCAUGUCGUGAAUGAAAUACACUAGACCCUGGCAUAGCGUGCUUACGCUUACUAUGUCACACUCGAAGUUGAGACAGCAUGUUUCAUCUUGUGUAUCAGCCAUCACUCACCAAUCCUUCCACCAUUUCCCACAUCCCAAAAUAACCACGGUUCCUCCUUGCUCUUCCCAACCCAAACACCCACAACACUUACUCUCUCUUCUUCUCAAAGACCCAUCUCAAAGCCAAGCCAUUCAACAAGUUCACUCUCACAUCAUCACCUCUGGUCUCUUCCACUACGCUUCUCACAACACACUCACUUGCUUACUCCUCUUCAACAACGUUAUUCGUUGUUACUCCCUUGGCCCCUUCCCCCACCAAGCUCUUCACUUUUUCACAUACACCCAACACUGCCACACUUUCUUGACUUACCCUUCUCUUGACUCUUUCUCUUUUGCUUUCCUCUGCCACUCUUGUGCCCACUCAAACUACACCCACUUCGGGAUUCAGCUUCACGCCCUCAUUUUCAAGGUGGGUUUUCAGUUUCAUGUCUAUGUGCAAACUGGGUUGUUGCAAAUGUACUCAAGUUGUGGUCUUUUAGUUGAAGCAGCACAGGUUUUCUAUGAAAUGCAACAGAGAAGUUUAGUUACUUGGAAUGUUUUUAUUACUGGUUUGAUUAGAUGGGGUGAGGUUGAACUUGCUUGUUCUGUGUUUUAUCAGAUGCCUGCUAGGAGUGUAGUGUCGUGGACUCUUGUUAUUGAUGGAUACACGCGAAUGAAUUGGCCUAUGAAAGCUUUGACUUUGUUUAGGGAAAUGGUUGAAUGUGAUGGUGUAGAACCUACUGAAGUUACUCUUUUGACUGUUUUUCCUGCUAUUGCAAAUAUUGGAUGUGUUAAGAUAUGUCAAUCAGUUCAUGGUUAUGCAGAGAAGAGAGGGUUCAAUGCCUUCGAUAUUCGUGUUGUGAAUGCGCUGAUAGAUUUGUAUGCAAAGUGUGGAUGCAUAGCGAGUGCGAGUAGGUUCUUCCAGGAGAUACCUGACAAGAGGAAGAAUUUGGUGUCAUGGACCACGGCUAUUUCUGGUUUUGCGAUGAAUGGGAUGGGGAGGGAAGCUGUGGAGAGUUUUGAGAGCAUGGAAAAGGAUGGGAUGAGGCCAAACCGUGUGACAUUCCUGAGUGUUUUGAGUGCCUGUAGUCAUGGAGGAUUGAUUGAGGAGGGACUUAAGUUUUUUGUUAAGAUGGUGAAAGAUUGUCAACUUGUGCCAGAUAUCAAGCAUUAUAGUUGUGUGAUAGAUAUGUUGGGAAGGGCUGGGAGGUUAGAGGAAGCUGAAAAGGUUGCUUUACAGGUGCCUCAUGAGGUUGCCAACGCUGUGAUGUGGAGGACACUUCUGGGUGCUUGUAGUGUUCAUAAUAAUGUUGAAAUUGGUCAGAGGGUGACUAGAAAAAUAUUGGAGAUGGAGAGAGGACAUGGUGGGGAUUAUGUUCUUAUGUCCAAUAUUCUUGUUGGUGUUGGGAGAUUUAAGGAUGCAGAAAGGUUAAGGGAAAUGAUAGAUAAGAGAAUUGCCUUCAAACUUCCUGGCUACAGCUUAUUCUAAAAUGAUAUAUGAGUGAUGUGCACCGGAAAUGGAUAGAUCAUUGCUCUGCCUUUCUUAUUGCUUGGGGGGAGGUGGUAUUGAACUUGUGAAUAUGGGAGAAGAAUUUAUCCAGACACUCAUCACUAGGCCAAAGGCUUAUUGAUUCUGCAGAAGAUUCCAUAUUUAGGGUUUAGGGUGAAGAAGGAAGAAAAUGGAUAUAGAAAUCGUGUUGAGAAUGUGAAGGGCACUGUCUUUGGGAUAAACUCUGUCACACUUUUUGCUUCAAGCAAUGUUUUA
This is a messenger RNA of Abrus precatorius (Indian licorice), 1864 nucleotides long. RefSeq names its product pentatricopeptide repeat-containing protein At1g09220, mitochondrial. The coding region runs from base 32 to 1588 and encodes 518 amino acids. Lineage: Eukaryota; Viridiplantae; Streptophyta; Magnoliopsida; Fabales; Fabaceae. Gene Ontology annotation, biological process: RNA modification. The record is from RefSeq and is a predicted model, not a curated record. The transcript has 2 exons. Gene Ontology annotation, molecular function: protein binding; RNA binding.